AUGUAUGUAUGUAUAUAUAUAUAUACACCAUAUACAUAUGUACAUUUAUAUAUAUAUAUAUAUAUACAUACGUACAUACACACACACACACAUACAUUGUUCUACCCCAGGCACUUGUUCUGCAAAUCCGCCAAUUCAGUUGCCCACGAGCCAUCUUGUGACCUGUACACCGAGCAGCCAGCCUUCACUCAACAGUCUUCGCUACAGGUCCGGCCUACGGAGGUCGUGCUGGCGACGGAGCGCAACACUCUCCUGCACACCACCCUCGACACAGAGGGUGACAUGAAGCAAUCUGGCUUUGGAGCCUUGAAUACAACUUGGGUACACGGUACCCAGUCUGCCCCUGCGACGGUCCUCGCGUUGGCGGAGAGUCGCAACAACCUGACGCUCAAUGCAACCCUGAACGCCAGCCUGGGCUCGGAUUCGCAGAGCGGAAUGUGGUGGCAUUGUGUUGGUGGCCAAGUUCAUCGUCAUGGUCGCUGCGAGUCCCUGCUGGUGGGUGCCACAGUGGCCCUCCACCAACAUAAUCACAACAGGUUUGUCAACAUGUGGGGAAGUGACCUGGUUUGGUCACCUCACAGAAAUUGGGACCAUUUGCCACGCGGUUGGACAUCGACCUUUUUCAGAGUUCAUCGGAAAGGCUAUGAGUGCCAAACACACAGAAGAAGAAUGCGACAUCCUUGUCACGUGAAGGUCGGCUUCCACAACCCUCGAGAGAACAGAUGGAUCCGGCUACGAAACAACCACGACAUGGAUGGCGCUCCAUGGUUUGGCAGCUGGGAAAGCUUUAAUGUCGUGGACGCUGGUGGCGGGAAGGUGGCUCUUCACUGCGACGUCCACAACAGGUAUAUGCGGAUGCCACAUCGGCAUCACAUGGACACCAGCUCUCAUCGAAACUCUUGGGAUCUGCCGUGGAACUGGGGCUGGGAGCGCUUCAAACCCGUCUCUGCUUUUCUGCGGCACGGCACCAUCGUCGCGCUUUGGAACGCCGGGCACCACCGCUUCAUGCGCAUGAACGCACACAACGGCCGCAUGGACGGCUCGCCGAGGAAGCAUCUCCACCACUUCCCCUCUGGCUGGCAAUGGGAGAAGCUCCGGGUGGUGGAUGCCGGCUACGGCCAAGUCGCGCUGCACAGCGCGUCCAGCAACCGCUUCGUCAAGAUGACUGGUCGACGACGUAGAAUUGACAUGAUUCGCUCGCCACAUCGCAAUUGGCAUCAGCUGCCUGGUGGCUGGGAUUCCGAACGCUUCACGGUCGUCGAUGCGCACGGCCACGGCCGCGUCGCUUUGCACAACCCUUGGAAGAACCGCUUCAUCAAGAUGUGCAACCACGGCGAUGGUUGCCAAAGCCCUCACAGGGAUCCUGAUGCGCUGCCCCACAAUUGGGGCUCGGAAUUCUUCCAUGUUCUCGAGAUCAAGCCUUGCCAUACCGGUGGUGGUGGCCAUUGCAGUCAAUGCCAAGAUCCAUGGCACCGACAUGUGAACAAUCACUGCCGCGCAUGCAACCAUGGCUACUACUUGCACGGCCACCACUGCCACCCAUUCACCUGCACGGGCGGCCAUCACCGUGUCUGCGGCACCUGCGUCGCCCAGCAACAUCGUCGGCACCACAACCACUGCGCGAGCUGCAACGCCGGUCACUUCCGUCUCGGCAGCCGCUGCCAGUCCCUGCUGCUGGGUGCCACGCUGAGCUUCCACCAACCCAAUCACAACCGCUUCGUGCAAAUGUGGGGGUCCGACAUGGUGUGGACUGGUCACCGGAAUUGGAACCACCUCCCAAGAGAUUGGACAUCGACCUUCUUCAAAGUCUUUCACGGCGGCGAUGCCAAGAUCCGCUUGCUCAACCCGCGAUUCAACAAAUUGAUGCGACUGCGAAACAACAACGACAUGGAUGGCUCGCCUCACUGGGGAAGCUGGGAGACCUUCACGGCUGUGGAUGCUGGUGCUGGCAAGGUGGCUCUUCACUGUGCGGCCCACAACAAGUACAUGAGGAUGCCGCACCGUCAUCACAUGGACACCAGCUCUCAUCGCAACGCCUGGGAUCUGCCGUGGAACUGGGGCUGGGAGCGGUUCAAACCGGUCUCUGCUUUUCUGCGGCACGGCACCAUCGUCGCGCUUUGGAACGCCGGGCACCACCGCUUCAUGCGCAUGAACGCACAUAACGGCCACAUGGACGGCUCGCCAAGGAAGCAUCUCCACCACUUCCCCUCUGGUUGGCAAUGGGAGAAGCUCCGGGUGGUGGAUGCCGGCUAUGGCCAAGUCGCUCUGCACAGCGCGUCAAGCAAUCGCUUCGUCAAGAUGAGUAGUCAUGACAUGAUUCGCUCGCCACAUCGCAACCACCAUCAGCUGCCUUGGGGCUGGGGUUCCGAACGCUUCACGGUCGUCGAUGCGCACGGCCACGGCCGCGUCGCUUUGCACAACCCUUGGAGGAACCGCUUCAUCAAGAUGUGCAACCACGGCGAUGGUUGCCUCAGUCCUCACAGGGACCCGCACUCGCUGCCCCACAAUUGGGGCUCGGAGUUCUUCCACGUGCUCGAGAUCAAGCCUUGCCACACCGGCGGCGGCGGCCACUGCAAAACCUGCCAAAACCCAUGGCACCGACAUGUCGACCACCACUGCGCCACGUGCAAUCCGGGCUACUACAGGCAUGGCCACGGCUGCAAGGCCUACAGCUGCACGGGCGGCGUUCAUCGCAUUUGCCACGCCUGCGUCGCCCAGCAUCAGCGCAGGCAAAAUGACCACUGCGGAGUCUGCGACGGCGGCCACGUCCUCCGCGGAACACGCUGCCAGUCCUUGAUGCUGGGUGCCACGGUGGCUUUCCACAAUCGCCAUCACCACGGUCGCUUCGUCGCUAUGUGGGGCCACGACAUGGUCUGGACAGGCGUCCGAAGAUAUGACAGCCUGCCCAAGGAUUGGACCUACAGCUUCUUCCGGGUCCACUUCGCAGGUGACGCGAAGAUUGGCUUGCACAACCCACGAGAAAACCGGUGGAUCCGGUUGAGAAACAACCAUGACAUGGACGGCGCACCCCACAGGGGAAGCUGGGAGACCUUCACAGCCGUGGAUGCCGGAGGGUGGGAGGUGGCCCUGCACUGCGCGGCCCACAAUAAGUACAUGCGGAUGCCGAACAAGCGCGAGAUGGACACAAGCUCUCAUCGCAACCCCUGGGACCUCCCCGGUGGCUGGGGCUGGGAGCGCUUCCGGCCAGUCUCGGCUCUUCUCCGGCACGGCACCAUUGUGGCGCUGUGGAACGAGAUCCACCACCGCUUCAUGCGCAUGAAUGCCCACAACGGGCACAUGGACGGCUCUCCAUCCAAGCACUUGCACCACUAUCCCGCCCAUGGGUGGGGAUGGGAGCCCUUCCGGGUGGUGGACGCUGGUUUCGGACAAGUCGCCCUGCACAACGCGCACAACAACCGUUUCAUCAAAAUGGCUCACGACAUGAUUCGUUCACCGACUCGCAACUGGAACCAGCUGCCUGGCGGCUGGGGCUCCGAGCGGUUUACCAUCGUCGAUGCAGGUCAUAGCCAUGGGGCCCAAAAGGUCGCACUGCACAACUCGCACUACAACCGCUUUGUCUCCAUGUGUCACCAUGGCGAUGGGUGCGUGAGUCCUGGCAAGGCUCCUGACCAUUUGCCCGGUGGGUGGACGUGGCAGCAGUUCCACGUGCUCGAGAUCAAGCCUUGCACCACCGGCGGCGGUGGUCACUGCAAGACUUGCCAAAACCCAUGGCAUCGACAUGUCAACCACCACUGCGCCACCUGCAACGCCGGCUACUACAGGCACGGUCACCACUGCAAGGCCUACAGCUGCACGACCGGACGGUAUCGCCUCUGCGGCUCCUGCGUGGCACAGCACCAGCGCACGCAAAACGACCACUGUGCAAGCUGCAACGGUGGCCACGUUCUCCGUGGAAAGCGCUGCCAGUCCCGGCUGUUGGGUGCGACGGUGGCCUUGCAUAACCCGCACCACAAUCGCUUUGUGGAGAUGAAACACUCCAACUUGGUCCGGACUGGAGGGAAGAGGGCCGAUCAACUGCCGGGCAGCUGGUCGUCGACGUUCUUCCGCGUCUACUUCAAAAGUGAUGCCAAGAUUGGUUUGCACAACCCGAAAGACAACAAAUGGAUCCGGCUGAGAGACAAUAGUGACAUGGAUGGCGCGCCGCACUUCGGAAGCUGGGAGACCUUCACCGCGGUCGAUGCGGGCUCCGGGCAGGUGGCCCUCCACUGUGCUGCCCACAACAAGUACAUGCGCAUGCCGGAUCGCCAUGCCUUGGACACCAGCUCUCAUCGCAACGCCUGGGACCUGCCGAAUGGCUGGACUUGGGAGAAAUUCCGGCCAGUAUCGGCUUUGCUGCGGCCCGGCACCACCGUGGCGCUGUGGAACGAUAUCCACAAACGCUACCUGCGCAUGAAUGGGCACCACGACAAAAUGGAUGGAUCUCCGAAGUUGGGCAAAAUGGCAGACAUGCCAGCCCGUUGGGACUGGGAGCUGUUCCGGGUGGUGGAUGCCGGCUAUGGCCAGGUGGCCUUGCACAACCACGUCAGCAAUCGCUUCAUGAAGAUGGGUGGCCACGACAUGAUUCGCUCGCCGCAGAAGAACUGGGACCAGCUGCCCGUGGGCUGGGGCUCGGAGAAGUUCACCGUGGUGGACGCAGGUGGCGGCAAGGUGGCCCUGCACCACGCCGAGCACAACCGCUUCGUGUCCAUGUGCACCCACGGCGAUGGGUGCAUCAGUCCUCACAAGGCUCCGGAUCACCUGCCCGGUGGAUGGACGUGGCAGCAGUACCAUGUGCUCGAGAUCAAGCCUUGCACCACCGGCGGCGGCGGCCACUGCAAAACUUGCCAAGGGCCAGCGCACCGACAGGUCAACCACCACUGCGCCACCUGCAACGCCGGCUACUACAGGCACGGUCACCACUGCAAGGCCUACAGCUGCACGACCGGACGGUAUCGCCUCUGCGGCUCCUGCGUGGCACAGCACCAGCGCACGCAAAACGACCACUGUGCAAGCUGCGACGGUGGCCACGUCCUCCGUGGAAAGCGCUGCCAGUCCCGGCUGUUGGGCGCGACGGUGGCCUUCCACAACCCAACUUUCAACCGUUUUGUGGAAAUGGCACACUCGAAUGUGGUCCGGACUUCAGCGAAGAAGGCCGACCAGCUGCCCAGCAAUUGGCAGUCCACUUUCUUCCGUGUCCAAUUCAAAAGUGAUGGCAAGAUCGGCUUGUACAACGCGAAAGACAACAAAUGGAUCCGGCUGAGAGACAACAGUGACAUGGAUGGCGCGCCGCACUUCGGAGGCUGGGAGACCUUCACCGCGGUCGAUGCGGGCUCCGGGCAGGUGGCUCUCCACUGUGCUGCCCACAACAAGUACAUGCGCAUGCCGGACCGCCAUGCCUUGGACACCAGCUCUCAUCGCAACGCCUGGGACCUGCCGAAUGGCUGGACUUGGGAACGCUUCCGGCCCGUCGCGGCUUUGCUGCGGCCCGGCACCACCGUGGCGCUGUGGAACGAUAUCCACAAACGCUACCUGCGCAUGAAUGGGCACCACGACAAAAUGGAUGGAUCUCCGAAGUUGGGCAAACUGACAGAUGUGCCCCGCGGAUGGACUUGGGAGCUGUUCCGCGUCGUGGAUGCCGGCUAUGGCCAGGUGGCCCUGCACAACCACGUCGUCAAUCGUUUCAUGAAAAUGGAUCACGACAUGAUUCGCUCGCCGAAGAAAGACUGGAACAAGCUGCCUUCGACCUGGGGCGCGGAGAAAUUCACCGUGGUGGACGGAGGUGGCACGGUGGCCCUGCACCACGCGGUGCACAACCGUUUCGUGUCCAUGUGCAGCCACGGCGAUGGGUGCAUCAGCCCUCACAAGGCCCCGGAUCAUUUACCCACAGGAUGGACGUGGCAGAGGUUCCACGUGGUUGAGAUCAAGCCAUGCCACACCGGCAGCGGCACCAAAUGCAAGACCUGUGAAGAUCCGUUUCACCGCGAGGUCAACGACCAUUGCACCGCGUGCAACGCCGGUCAUUUCCUCUCCGGCAAACGCUGCAAGGUCAUCAUUUACAAAUGCGAUCCCGGAUCCGGGAGCAAGUGCAAGACCUGCGUGGCGGCCAAAGACCGCAAGGUUGAUAACCACUGUGCCAGCUGCAAUGCCGGAUGGCAGCUGAAAGACAGGAAAUGCCAGGCCGUUGCCUGCCCUGCGAACUCAGCCGGCACAAAUGUGGGAUCUGGGUGCAGCUGCAAUGCAGGCUAUUCGGGCAGCAUCGCAGCUGCUUCCUCCGCGCCCUUCUACACAGGUUCUUGCAACGCCGUGGCCUGCCCAUACGCAUCGACCGGUGCGAACGUUCCCGCCGGAUGCAAGUGCUACAACGGCUACGAGGGCAGUGUGACGGCCACAACAGGCUCGCCAUUCUACACCUACAGCUGCAAGUCUGUGCUCGUUGGCGGCACGUUCGCCCUCCAUGCCACGGUCCACAAUCGCUUCCUGCGCAUGAAUGGUGAAAACAUGGAGCGGACCUCGGCGAAGGCCAGCGCGAAGCUGCCAUCCGACUGGGUCAAGUCCUUCUUCCGCAUCGUCGAUGCCGGCGCAGGCAAGAUUGGCCUCUACAACGCCCCGAACAACAAGUACAUCCGCAUGAACCAUGAGGACAUGGAUGCGGUGGCCUGGCGAGCAUCCUGGGAGAGCUUCUCCGUGUACGACGCUGGCAAGGGCGAGAUCGCUUUGCACUGCGACGUCUUCAAUCGCUUUGUCCGCAUGCGGGAUAAUGACAAGGUGGAUGCCAGCGGCGCUUCCAAGACCCUUCCGGCCGGCUGGACAUGGGAGCGCUUCAAGCCAGUCCAGGUCCUCCUCAAGCCCGGCAGCGAGAUUGCUCUGCACAACUCGAUCUUCAAUCGGUUCAUGCGAAUGCACGGUGACGCCAACAAGAUGGAUUCCUCAGAUGUGAAGAACAUCAACGCGCUGCCCGAUGGGUGGACCUGGGAGCGCUUCAAGGUGGUCGAAGCUGGCUUCGGGCAGAUCGCCCUCCACAGCAGCAUCCACAACCGCUUUGUGCGAAUGUGGCACGGGGACAUGGAUCGAAGUUCGAACAAGGAUGCCGGUGCCUUGCCGGUUGGCUGGUGGGCAGAGCGCUUCACAGUCGUUGACUGCGGCGGCGGCAAGGUCGCGUUCCACAACGCGCGCUUCAACCGCUUCGUUCGAAUGAACCACGGGGACAUGGAUCGCAGCGCGACGAAGGCUGGUGAUGCGCUGCCCAGUGGAUGGACCUGGGAAUGCUUCACACCUAUUGAGGCGUUCACCUGCAAGACUGGAUCUGGCAGCAGCUGCAGGGGCUGCGUUGCACCCGGCUCGCGAACCGCCACGGACCACUGCAACAGCUGCAAUGCUGGCUAUGCGCUCGUUGGCAGGGUGUGCAAGAGCGAGCACGCCGUGACCAGCGCCCCGUCGGCGAGAGGCGACGACAAGACUACCACAGCGACGUGCCCGGCUGGCAUGUACAUCAAGAAGUGCGAGGUGAUCAAGGUCGGAUCUGGAAAUCUGGCAGACGGUGCUGUUGUCAGCGACGAUGCAACGAAGUGCACUGCACAGAGCACCUUCCCAGACAUGCGCGUGAAGGCCAAGGCCUCCUGCAGCACCAAGAAGACCUACGCCGUCUCAACUCCCGCGUGGCGGACAGGUACCAAGACAGCUUCCUGUGCCAAGCCUUUGUCCUGCAACUGUCGAUCUGCGUGGAGAGUCAAGGAUCAGUGCUGGUCUGGCCACCAGACGGCUGCCACCUUUAACCCUUCGCAGGGCAAAUGCACUCGAAAGUCCGGCAGCAACGGCAUUCAGGUCACGGCUGUGUGCGAGGUCCUUCCGUGCAGCACUGGCGCGAACGCCGGCUGCAAGAGCUGCGUCGGGGAAAGGGAGCGUCAGGUGGUCAACCACUGCGCCUCGUGCAAUGCCGGGUACUAUUUGGACGGUGGUGUCUGCAAGGCCUAUUCCUGCCACAAGACCCUCGGCUCGGGCUGUGCCAGCUGCCGCGCUCAGAACCAGCGCACGGCGCACAACCAAUGCGCCAGCUGCAACUUCGGUUGGGCGCUGGUGGGCACACAAUGCAAGGAUGAUCACGUCGUUCUUAGUGGGUUUUCGGGCAGCCGCGAUGACGACACCACUUCAGCCACUUGCCCUAACGGCAUGUAUGCACACAAGUGCGAAGUUGUGGAAGUGCAGGGAGCAGGAGGUGGCCGAAGGCGCCGCCGUGGACAGAACAGCAAGCUCGGGGAUGGCCUGGAUGUGCCGAAUGCGCAGACCUGCACAGUGUGGAUUUUACCACGGACUGACGAUGAGUAUGGCUAUGAGAUUGUGGCGAUUACAACCGGCGGAGUCAAGCUGAAGAGCAAAGCGCACUGCAGCACCACCGAGACGGAAGCUGGGAGUACUCGCGAGACUGGUGACAUUGUAGCUGCCGAGGACAGCGGCAGUCGAUGGAAGAAGGGUCGUCUAAUUCCCAAGUUUCCGGCUUGUGAGCAUGGUGGACAGACCUUGCGCGCUUUUCAGAAGUGGAUGAACGCAAGUUGGGCUCGCUUCAAGCGCAUCAAGCCAGGCUCCCUGGUCCUUGGUUGGAUUCGGAUUCGGGGCUUCGUGAUUAAGGCAAUGUGGUCCCGAGCCGUGCAGCUGAUGUCGCAUGUCGCAAACUCGGAGUUCAAAUCCCAGGCAUGGCGAGUCAACGAUUACUGCAAGGACCGUUGCCGCGUGCAUGACCUCGUCUCAAACCUGUAUGCGGUGCUGCCGAUACACCCAUUUACACGUAGAGCCUGGACAAGCCAUGCACGAUACGCGAGCAUGGACACGGAACUCGACAACAAACUUCCAGUGCGAGCUUUAGUAAUGCGUUUGGAGGCGGGUCCAAACAACAAUGGCUGGGCCGCCACCUUCAAGCCGAUCCGCGGAAAGUGCAAGCGCGCCUCGGCGUACUGUGAGCUUACGCGGACCACGGAUGCGCCCAGCAGAGAAUUUUUUUUGGACCACAGCGACACUUUCUUGCGGCCCUCCCAACUAACCUGUCCUUUGGUCCUCUGUGGUAGCACUGCCUUGCUGGAUAUGAGGCUUCUCGCCUGGAGCGAUGCAGCAGUUUCGCAGGAUGCCCAGAUGGAGACUUGGAUGGUUGCUGUACGCCGGCAGCCUGCCCCGCUGGCUCCACUGGCACAGACGUUCCAAGCAUCCUGGCGCUUCACCCAGAACAAACCACCCGAGUCCGAAGCACUGGGCCGCACCGUAGCAGCAAUAGCCGGUCCCACCGGGUGCAUAAAGAACCAGCACGACACCAGUGGCAAUGCGAACAGUGCUAGCCUGAACCAACCAGAGCCUGGACGAGGCUACACUGGCUCCAUUGCUGUCAGCGGCAAGUCUCCAUUCUACACAGGCAGCUGCGCAGCUGUGGAUUGCCCGGAUAACUCCGAGGGCAGCAACGUGCCGGGUGGCUGUGCAUGCAAAGCAGGCCCAGGGGCACACGGCUACUCUGGCAAAAUCACGGCUACGAGCUCUUCUCCCUUCUACAGCGGCACCUGCGUUGCGACCUGUGCGCUCUUCACCUGCCCGAAAGGCUACAAGCCCAAAGCCAGCACCACAGUGGCGAACUCUCUCAGAUCCACCGGCACUGCCGUCCAUAGCGGUUGCAGCUGUGAUGCUGGCCACUCCGGCACCAUCAGCCGGAGCCCCGAUGCUGUGCAACAAGCUCCGCUCCGUAUUUCUCCGGGCCAGCGCCCCAAGCAAGGGGUCGACUGCCGACGUGCUCAACUGUGGCGUGCCCUGACAACUCUGAAGGGGCUCACGCUACUCGGCCAGCAAGGCGUCCCCUUUUUACACGGGAUCCUGCGCAGCGGUCGCGUGUCCAGCAGACUCUUCGGGCAAGGCAUCUCGGACGUGCCCAGCGGCUGCAGCUGCAAUGUCGGCUUCUCCGGCAAGAUCAAGUCAUCGGCGACGCAUCUCGGAUCCAUGUCGCCAUUCUACACGGGCAAAUGCGCAGCCGUGGACUGCCCUGCUCACUCUUCCGGCACAGACCUUCCCACUGGCUGCACCUGUGAUGCUGGCUACUCCGGGAGUGUCACGGCCGUGCUUCUUGACUUGUCCAUGAGCGAGGAGCGGGAAGAAAUAUCAGUGAGAGUGCAACACCCUGCGAAAGAUCCCGAGACAAGCGCUGAAAUCAGUCAGCCUAGGAAGACCUCGCCCUUCUACAGCGGUGGCUGCACAGCCGUGAGCUGCCCAGCCAAUUCCAAGGGCAGCAACGCCGCUGUGAUGCAGAUAGCUUGGCGCAAGCGCGGGGCAAAGCGGGGUAUGGCAGGUAAGUGUUAUCGUACAUGGGCGAUGUGGCAAUUGCAUGAAGCUUACAGUUGGCUCGCCGUUCUACUCCGGCUCAUGCGUUGCCACCUGCAGCCACUUCGAAGCAGCUUCUACAUUCUAGGCCUCUUCAGCUGCCCCAAGGGCUACCAGCCCAAAGCCGGCAGCACCGUCGGAAACGACCUAGCCGCUUGCUGCGAUGCGGUGGCAUGCCCCGCGAAGUCCACGGGCAAGGACUCGACAGAAUAUUCGUCGCUAGAUGCUUCCAAGGAUGUGCCGACGGGCUGUGCAUGCAACGGCGGCUAUCAGGGGCUCCCUUCUACUCCGGCAGCUGCGAAGCCGUGGCUUGCCCCGCACGUUCCACGGGCACCUCAAUUCCAGAUGGAUGCACGUGCAAAGCAGGGUACAGCGGAAGCAUCUCCACUGCGACGAGCUCGCCCUACUUCACCGGCGAAUGCAAGCACGUGGACUGCCCGGCGAAGUCCAGUGGACGCAACGUCGUCAAGGGCUGCGCUUGUGAUGCGGGCUUCUCCGGCAAAGUCACGGCCACCAAAAGUGCACCGCGGCCCGGCCGGCAAUGGGACGCAGAUGUCGCCUCCGGCUGCACCUGUGACGCAGGCUAUUCUGGCACCAUCACCGCAUCCAGCGCUUCGCCUUUCUACACUGGAGCCUGCCGACCCGUCGAAUGCCCGGCCCACUCCACGGGAACAGUGCCAAGGGGCUGCAAGUGUCAUGCCGGCUACUCCGGCACCAUCUCGGCCACCUCUGCGGCGCCUUUCUACAGCGGCAGCUGCCAGCCAGUAG
Molecule: messenger RNA, 11112 nt
Organism: Symbiodinium sp. CCMP2592
Lineage: Eukaryota; Dinophyceae; Suessiales; Symbiodiniaceae
Source: the annotation of a GenBank genome assembly